UCCUGCGUGCUCCCCGCAUUCACGCAGGCAUCGCUCACAUGCGGCAUUGCGACAUCACCUCUGGACUCUGAUUGACACUCCCCCUAGUCGCAGAAAUGGCGGAUCUUGAUCCUGCUACCGAAGAGCGCUUGAAAGCAGCCCUCUGGUAUCACAUUGGUCAAUUCGUGGACGAAGAAUGCCUCCGACAGAACUUCAAUGCCACACCACAGUUCAUCGGCGCCUUGACAGAGCUCGUCUGGGCGCAGAUAGCAAACGCGUCGAAAGAUCUCGAGACCUUCGCAAAACACGCUGGGCGUAGUACGGUCAACACAACGGACGUCCUCUUGCUCGCCCGCCGUAACGAAGGGCUUGAGUCUCUUCUGCAUAGAUUCGUUGAAGACCUGAGGGUGAAAGAAGGCCGACCAGGACAAGCAAGCACUGGUGCUAAGAGCAGAGGCAAGGGAACCUCUGGCCGAGGUGCGAGCGUAGCUGGUGCAAGAAGGGGAAGAGGUCGCACGAAAAUGAAUUGAAUGUGUGGUGAAUCACGCCCAUCACAAUGCACACACUGUUCGCCACCCUUGGACAGGCGCGAUCGAUAGGAAGCGAAACCUGCUUCACUGACUCACCAUGCCAACAUUCCUGCCCAGUUGCCCUGUAUAUUGCCCGGCCAGCCUCAUUUCGA
Messenger RNA from Pseudovirgaria hyperparasitica, 661 nucleotides. RefSeq lists its product as uncharacterized. The transcript is spliced from 4 exons. Gene Ontology annotation, biological process: replication fork processing; resolution of meiotic recombination intermediates. The record is from RefSeq and is a predicted model, not a curated record. Bases 96 to 509 code for a protein of 137 amino acids. Gene Ontology annotation, cellular component: FANCM-MHF complex; Fanconi anaemia nuclear complex. NCBI's taxonomy places the organism in Eukaryota, Fungi, Ascomycota, Dothideomycetes, Acrospermales, Acrospermaceae. Gene Ontology annotation, molecular function: protein heterodimerization activity; chromatin binding.